Microthlaspi erraticum is the source of this 1197-nucleotide messenger RNA. The record is from the annotation of a GenBank genome assembly. Lineage: Eukaryota; Viridiplantae; Streptophyta; Magnoliopsida; Brassicales; Brassicaceae.
AUGAAAUUUACCUAUCUUCCAUGGGAAAUGGAAACAGAAAUACUCUUAAGAGUUCCGGCCACAUCUCUAAAACAGUUGGGAUUUACUUGCAAACGAUGGUACGCUUUAUCUAAAGAUCCGAGCUUUAUCAAGAAGAGAUUGGGUGUUAAAGCUGCAACGCAGAUGGUCUUAAAGAAAUAUAAUUCGGUUUAUUCAUUCAGCAUCGAUCUCCAUGGAAUCCACAACAGGUAUGAUCAAUUCAUAAAGUUUACAGGUAAACUUGAGAGUCUAAAGGAUCCAGAAGGUGUCGAGAUAUCUGAAAUCUUCCAGUGUGAAGGUUUGUUGUUAUGCACGACCAAAGACAAGGGGCUCGUUGUUUGGAACCCUUGUACUGGCCAAACCAUGUGGAUGAAAUCUAGUAGAAGACACGAAACGUUUUUUCUAGGAUACAAAAACAACAACGAAUAUUCGUUCGAUAGCUACAAAAUCAUGAGUAUUAGCUUUAAUUUUGGCGGCCGGAAAGACCCAGUUCGUAAGCUUGAAACGUAUGAGUUUAACUCUGAUUCAUGGAGGGUUCUUGGUGACUUCACUCACGAUCGGUACAUAAUAUCACUUGGCGUGUCUUUGAAGGGAGAUACUUACUGGUUAAAUCUUUCACUUGAUGAAGAAGAUCCUGAUCUAGUUACUUCCAUACUCGUAUAUGAUUUCACAUCAGAGAUAUUUGGACGUCUGCGUCUUCCUUUUCGUGCUGAUAGGUAUGAUUAUAAUCAAGAGAGUUCAUUUCUAUCUGUUGUCAGAGAAGAAAAACUUGCCGUGUUACGUCACAGGGGUAGAAGUUUAGAGAUGAAGAUAUGGGUGACCAAUACUAUAACUGAUGAAGCCAAAUGCGACUUGUCGUGGAGCGUAUUCUUAGUAGUGGAUUUGGGUAAACUUAUGAUAGAUGAUAUGAAAGAGGUGAGGGGUUUCUUGGUGGACGAGGAGAAUAAAAGGGUCAUGUGUUGCUUUCUAGACGAAGACACGAGGACCAUAAUUUACAUUUUUGGAGAGGAUAUGCACAAACAAGUCUAUAGAGAGAUCUUUAGAGAGAUCUAUAGAGAGGUUAAGCAACGACGCCAUUAUUUAGUUCCCUAUGAUAGUCCACUUCUCUUCAGUUAUGUUCCAAGCUUGGUUCGAAUUCCGGCAAGGCAAAGUAAUCCUGGUGGCAAAAGAAAACGGUGA